Molecule: messenger RNA, 1715 nt
Organism: Mercenaria mercenaria
Lineage: Eukaryota; Metazoa; Mollusca; Bivalvia; Venerida; Veneridae
Exons: 3
Coding region: 88-1566 (492 amino acids)
Biological process (GO): transmembrane transport
Molecular function (GO): nitrate transmembrane transporter activity
Source: RefSeq, a predicted model, not a curated record
UUCAGAAAGAUACAAGCCAACAGUAUCAAAGAAGACGACCUAGGAAAAGCCAAUUCCUUUCGAAUAUGUAGUUUACGACGGCCACACAUGCGCGCCUUUCAUACGUCUUGGUUCUGCUUCUUUAUUGCUUUUACAGCAUGGUUUGGCAUUCAGCCACUUAUACCAACGAUAAGGAAGGAACUUGGUCUCUCUAAAAAAGAAGUUGCACGAUCCGGUAUUGCAAGUAUUUCCGCAACACUGGCUGUUCGUAUCUUUGUUGGUCCAUUGUGUGACAAAUUUGGUCCAAGACGAGUGAUGUCUAGUUUGCUGAUUGUAGGUGCAAUCCCGCUAGCGUUUUCUGGUUUAAUAAAAAAUGGAACAGGUCUAAUCAUAGUACGGCUUUGUGUUGGUAUACUUGGAGGCUCGUUUAUACCUUGCCAAUUCUGGACAUCUGCUACGUUCAAUGUGAAGAUCGUUGGUUCCGCCAAUGCCUUAGUUGGAGGCUGGGGUAAUCUUGGAGGAGGGUUCACGUUCAUAAUUAUGCCUGCCCUAUUUGAACUGGUCAAGAUAUGCGGGGCGGAUGAAUUCCUUGCUUGGAAAAUUGCUCUCGUCAUCCCAGCCGUUAUUCUCAUUCGAUUUGGCAUUCUUAUUCUUUGGACCUCGGAUGAUUGUCCACAAGGUAAAUGGUCGCUUAGGAAGCUUCCCGAAAUGGACAUCUUUGUUGCAGCAAAACCAGUUUAUGAAGAGGUUUCUUGUGUAGAUGAUGACAACGUUCAAUAUGCAGUUAAAACUAAACAGCAAGGGAUUGAUAACACAGACGUUGAACUGAAUAAAAAAUAUACAGAACAUGGUUGUGGAAAGCAUUGGAUUUGGGACAAGAUCUGGUUGAUUGUAACGGUGACAGUUCUUGCCAUCCAAUACGGUCUUUGCUUUGGUGUUGAAAUAGCCGUGAACACAGUUAUGAACUUGUACUUCUUGUAUAAAUUUGAAAAGGAAGAUUGUGAAGAAGGUUCACAUGACGUUAUGCAAACCAAUAACACCACUAACAUGACAACCGCCACAGUCUUUGCACCGUCAGAUGAUCAAAAUACAUGCAGUAUUUUAUCACAGAACUCUGCAAGUCUAAUUGCUUCCCUCUUUGGUUUGAUAAAUUUGUUUGCAAGAGCUCUGGGCGGAAUAUUUUCCGAUUUGUUGAGGAAAUACUUACAAAUCCCUGGUCGGCUAUUGGCGCAAAUAAUAUGUAUGACUGCAGAAGGUGUAAUGCUGAUUGUAUUUAGCCGAAUGGAGACAAUACCUACAGCAAUUAUAGCUAUGGUUGCGUUUAGCUUACUCGCCAUGAUGUCUGAAGGCUCUACUUUCGCCGUUGUUCCAUACAUUCAUCCACGACGUGUUGGUCUUGUUGCAGGAUUCGUAGGUGCUGGAGGGAAUGCAGGUGCAAUGAUUUGGAAUACGAUAUGGUUGAAUCUGGUUGAUACUGAUCCUAGUCGAUGGUUUCUACUUUUAGGUAUAUUUGUUCUUUGUGGAAAUGUGUUGACAUUGAUUAUUCCAGUGCAGAGAAAGCGAAUAUGGAAUGUCUUCAAUAGAUAGAUACUAUAACAACUUCCACUGUCGAAUAUGAGUUAUUUUCAUUUAUUGGAGCUUUUUCGCGUUAUAUUAAUCAGCUAUUCAUUCGGGUGUCCCUUUCACCAGUUUCUCUGACAGACCUAUACAUGGUUUUCGUUAUAUUUUACAUACAA